AUGACAAAAACUGUACUCACAGGUGUCCUGGGAGCCGCCGUGCUUGCGCUCGGCGCGUCGACCGCAUCGGCGGCAACGCUCGAUGAUGUCAAGGCCAAGGGCUUCGUGCAGUGCGGCGUGAGCCAGGGUCUGCCGGGGUUUUCCAACCCUGACGCCGAUGGCGAAUGGAGCGGCAUGGAUGUCGAUCUGUGCCGGGGCAUCGCCGCGGCGAUCUUCGGCGACGCCACCGCUGUGAAGUUCACGCCGCUGUCGGCCAAGGAGCGUUUCACCGCGCUGCAGUCGGGCGAAGUCGAUGUUCUGUCGCGCAACACGACCUGGACGAUGAGCCGCGACACGCAGCUCGGCCUGAACUUCGCCGGCGUCAACUAUUAUGACGGCCAGGGCUUCAUGAUCCGCACGGACAUGAACAUCAAUUCGGCGCUCGAACUGUCCGGUGCCUCGAUCUGCACCAACACGGGCACGACGACCGAGCUGAACGUGGCCGACUAUUUCCGUGCCAACAACAUGGAGUACGAGCUGGUCGCCUUCGAAAAGGCCGAUGAGGUCGUCGCCGCCUAUGACGCCGGACGCUGCGACGUCUACACGACCGACCAGUCGGGCCUUUAUGCGCAGCGCCUCAAGCUGACCGAUCCCGGCGCCCACAAGGUUCUGCCGGAAAUCAUCUCCAAGGAGCCGCUCGGUCCGGUUGUCCGUCAGGGCGACGACCAGUGGUUCAACAUCGUCAAGUGGGUACAUUUCGCAACGCUGAACGCCGAGGAACUCGGUGUGACGAUGGCCAAUGUCGAGGAGAUGAAGGAAAGCGACAAUCCGUCGAUCCGCCGCCUUCUCGGCACCGAGGGCGAGUUCGGCAGCGAUAUCGGUCUCGAAAACGACUGGGCCGCCAAGGCCAUCGCCGCCGUCGGCAAUUACGGCGAGAUCUUCGACCGCAACGUCGGCCCGGACACCGAGCUGGCGAUCGGACGCGGCGUGAACGCACUGUGGUCGCAGGGCGGCCUGCAAUACGUCCCGACCGGUACCGACGACAAGAGCAAGGCAGGAGGUCGAAUGGCUGUCACGGAUAUGGGGCGCGGGGUCGCCGAUGCACCGCCCAAGGUGGCGCUGCUCAACAAUCCCAAGUUUCGCAGCUGGCUGUUCCAGAUCCUUUUGGGCGUGGCGGUCGCCUAUCUCGUCUACUCGGGCUGGGUGAACAUGAACGCCAACCUGCAGGCGGCCGGCGUCGCCUCGGGCUUCGGGUUCCUUGGCGAAAAUGCCGGCUUCUCCGUUGCGCAGUCGCUGAUCGACUAUGACCAGGGCACAUCAUCCUAUGGACGGGUCUAUGUCGUUGGCGUCCUGAACACGCUCAUCGUCGCCGUCGUCGGGAUCGUUUUCGCGACCGUCAUGGGCUUCCUGCUCGGCAUCGCCCGGCUCUCCAACAACUGGAUCGUCAGCCGCCUUGCCACCUCCUAUGUCGAAUUUGCCCGCAACGUCCCGCUGCUGCUGCAGAUCUUCAUCUGGUAUUUCGGCGUCUUGCGGCUUCUGCCACAGCCGCGCGACAGCCUCGAUUUCGGCCCGCUCGGCCUUCUGAACAUUCGCGGCUAUUUCGCGCCCAAGCCCGUCUGGGGCGAUGGCUCGGCGUUCGUCCUUUACGCGCUCAUCGCCGGCAUCGUCAUCGCGAUCGGCGUAUCGCGCUGGUCGUACCGGCGCCAGAUGGCGACCGGUCAGCGCUUUCCGUCGCUCUGGGUCGGUCUUGGCGCCGCUGUCGGUCUUCCGCUUGUCGUGUUUCUUGCGCUUGGCGCGCCGCUCACCUGGGACAUGCCUGUCCUGGGCGGGUUCCGGCCAUCGGGCGGCAUGACGGUCAUCCCCGAAUUCAUCGCGCUGCUCGUCGCGCUGUCGACCUACACGGCCGCCUUUAUCGCCGAGAUCGUGCGCGCGGGCAUUCUCGGCGUCAGCAAGGGACAGUCCGAGGCUGCCCACGCACUGGGACUGCGGCAGGGGCAGAACCUGCGGCUUGUCGUCAUCCCGCAGGCGCUGCGGAUCAUCAUUCCGCCGCUCACCAGCCAAUAUCUCAACCUGACCAAGAAUUCGUCGCUCGCGGUCGCGAUCGCCUAUCCCGAGCUGACGUCCGUGUUUGCCGGAACGGCACUGAACCAGACCGGUCAGGCGGUCGAGAUCAUCUCGAUCACCAUGCUGACCUAUCUGACCUUCUCGCUGCUGACCUCGGCAUUCAUGAACUGGUACAAUGCGCGCGUGGCGCUGGUGAACGUCGGUCCCGCAACGGCGUUCGUCCGCGGCAAGAUGCUGGCCGAGCAGGCCGCCCCUUCCGUCAGUCGCGGCCCCGUCGGCUGGAUGCGCGAGCACCUGUUUCCGAGCGUCCCACAGACAAUCCUCACGCUGGUCUGUAUCUAUGUGCUCUAUCUGAUCGUUCCGCCGAUCGCCAAUUUCAUGGUCUUCGAUGCCGUCUGGUCGGGUACCGACCGGACCGCAUGCGCGACCGAGGCGCAGGGCGGCGUUCAGCCCAAUGGAUGGUUCGGCGCGUGCUGGGCCUAUGUCGGCGCCUACAUGAACCAGUUCAUCUAUGGCCGCUAUCCGGACGAGGAGCAGUGGCGUGUGAACAUCGUCUGGCUGAUGUUCUUCGGUGGGCUGAUCCCGCUCCUGAUGCCGUCGCUUCCGUUCAAGCGCGAGAACAUCGCCUUCAUGGUGCUGGCCUUCCCGGUGAUCACGCUGAUCCUGCUGACCGGCGGCAAUUUCGAUGUAAUUGGCACCUAUCUGCCGCUUGCCAUCCUCACCGUGCUGGCGCUGGCAGUGGCCUACGGCUUUGCCAGGGGAUCGCAAUCCGACCCGAUGCCGGGGCUGAAGGCCACGGCGGUCAUAUUCGCCAGCCUGUUCGUGAUCGUCGCGGUGCUCGGCAUCGACUUCGGCCUCGAACGGGUGCGGACCGACGUCUGGGGCGGACUGCUCGUGACGAUGGUGAUUGCCGUCACCGGCAUCGCCGCAUCGCUGCCGAUCGGCAUCGCGCUGGCGCUAGGGCGCCGGUCCGACAUGCCGAUCGUCCGCUUCAUCUGCAUCGUCUUCAUCGAGUUCUGGCGCGGCGUGCCGCUGAUCACCGUCCUGUUCAUGUCCUCGGUCAUGCUGCCGCUGUUCCUGCCCGAGGGCGUGACCUUCGACAAGUUGCUCAGGGCGCUGAUCGGCGUGGCGCUGUUCUCGUCGGCCUACAUGGCCGAGGUGGUGCGCGGCGGGCUUCAGGCGCUGCCCAAGGGCCAGUAUGAGGGCGCGAUGGCGCUCGGUCUCAACUGGGGCCAGAUGAUGCGCAUGAUCAUCCUGCCGCAGGCGCUCAAGCUGGUCAUUCCCGGCAUCGUCAAUACCUUCAUCGGCCUGUUCAAGGACACCACGCUGGUGCUGAUCAUCGGACUGUUCGACUUCCUUGGCAUCAUCCGGUCUUCGACGAGCGAUGCGACGUGGGCGACGCCGGUACAGAGCAUUACCGGUCUGAUCUUCGCCUCGAUCAUCUAUUUCCUCUUCUGUUUCGGCAUGUCCCGCUACUCCAUGUACAUGGAGCAGCGAGCCGCCUUCAUGAGCGCAAACGCCGUCAAACCCGAUGAAAUCCAUGUCGACCGGUCCAGGAUGCAGGUGUCGGAGACCGAUGUCGCCGUCGAGAUCAACGACAUGCACAAAUGGUAUGGCGAAUUCCAUGUCCUGCGCGACAUCAAUCUGAAGGUGAUGCGCGGUGAGCGGAUCGUCGGCAUGGUGUUCCAGCACUUCAACCUGUUCCCGCAUCUGACGAUUCUCGAGAACUGCACGCUGGCGCCGAUCUGGGUGCGCAAGAUGCCCAAGAAGGAAGCCGAGGAGCGGGCAAUGCAUUUCCUGACGCGGGUCAAGAUCCCCGAGCAGGCCCAGAAAUACCCCGGCCAGCUCUCGGGCGGCCAGCAACAGCGCGUGGCGAUCGCGCGCUCUCUGUGCAUGAACCCGCGCAUCAUGCUGUUCGACGAGCCGACAUCGGCGCUCGAUCCGGAGAUGAUCAAGGAGGUGCUGGACACGAUGGUCGGCCUUGCAGAGGAAGGCAUGACCAUGCUGUGCGUCACCCACGAGAUGGGCUUCGCCCGCCAGGUGGCCAACCGCGUCAUCUUCAUGGACCAGGGCCAGAUCGUCGAGCAGAACGAGCCCGAUCCAUUCUUCGACAAUCCGCAGCACGAGCGGACAAAGGAAUUCCUCAGCCAGAUCCUGCACUGA
Molecule: messenger RNA, 4206 nt
Organism: Effrenium voratum
Lineage: Eukaryota; Dinophyceae; Suessiales; Symbiodiniaceae
Source: the annotation of a GenBank genome assembly